Messenger RNA from Postia placenta MAD-698-R-SB12, 1113 nucleotides. RefSeq lists its product as hypothetical. The record is from RefSeq and is a predicted model, not a curated record. NCBI's taxonomy places the organism in Eukaryota, Fungi, Basidiomycota, Agaricomycetes, Polyporales, Adustoporiaceae. The coding region runs from base 1 to 1113 and encodes 370 amino acids. The transcript is spliced from 4 exons.
AUGGCCGGCGCAUCCCGCCCUUCCCCCGACCGCGCCGCAUCCCGCGCAAACCCCAUGCACCCCCCGCGGCCCCCCAAUGCCUGGAUCCUCUACCGCUCCGACAAGCUCAAGCAGAUGAUGCAGUCGCAGCUGCAGCACGGCCACCCCAAGAAGCCGCAGUCGAGCGUCUCGAAGGAGGUCGCGGCGAUGUGGAAGGCAGAGGACCCCGGGUACGUGCCGAUGGUGCACAUGCCGUACUACCACGACCCCGAGCUGCCUGGGUUCCCGUCGCCACCCAUGUCGGCCGCGUCCACGCCGUGCUCGACGCCGGGCUCGUCGCUGUCUGAGCUCGCGCCGGAGCACGCGAGGCCGCCCUCGAGUGCGCCCACACCGGCCCCGGCAGCGCAGGUGUCGUACGCGAUGCCCCCGCCGCCGGAGCCUGUCGCGUCGGGUUCGACCGCGGGACCCGCGGUGCAGCCACCGGCGGCGCAGUUUCUGCAGGUGCCGGGGCAGAAUAGCUGGUCUAUUCCGCAGGCCACGGACGCGUCGUCGUCGCAGCCGGGACGGUCCAACUGGACACUCGACGGGCAGCCGCAGGCAGAGAUCGACCCGCUGGACUGGCUGACGCUCGACAUCCCUUCGUUCGACGACGACGCGGCCCCGUUCGCCGGCGACGCGAACAUGCACACGGCCGACGCAAACGCGGGCGGCGACGCGCUCGCGCUGCUGGCGGAGGGCGCAAGCAUCUGGCGCAUGGAUGCGUUCGAUGCGAGCGCGUUCCUGGCGGACCCCCCCGGCGACUUUGACGUGCAGUUCGGGCAGCUGACGGCGUUUGACGCGGGGAUGGCGGGCAUGCGGGACGUGCCGCUGGGCAUGGAGAUGGGGAUGGGGAUGGGGCAGGACGCGCACGCGCCCGGCGGCGAUGUGCAGCGGCAGGCGGAGCAGUUCUCGGAGCUGCUGUCGCAUUUCGACUUUUCGCAGCUGCCGGGGGGCGAGAGCCUGUUCCCGUCGAGCGCGGCGAGCGGUGGCGGCGGCGCGGGGAGCGCGGCAAGGGUGGGAUACCAGGUCUGUGUAGGGGCCAUAAAGAACACUGCAGGGGCCAUAAAGAACACUGGGUCUGUGCGAAGGGACUAG